Molecule: messenger RNA, 6460 nt
Organism: Topomyia yanbarensis
Lineage: Eukaryota; Metazoa; Arthropoda; Insecta; Diptera; Culicidae
Gene: hoe1
Product: P protein
Exons: 13
Coding region: 2409-4946 (845 amino acids)
Biological process (GO): transmembrane transport
Cellular component (GO): membrane
Source: RefSeq, a predicted model, not a curated record
UCUUUUCACGUUUCUCUCGCGUGUGCUUGCUCUCCGCUUGUGUUGCUGCUGAGGGUUCGUCGUCGCGGAACGUGGAACGACGGUUCCGGUCCGUAGUUGUGCUGUGGUGCCUCGGUGUCCCGUUGUUGUCUGAGCUGUCAAGACGGAGGCCGUGUAAUUUUGUGCUUUCUUCAGCUGAUUUGCGUUUCUCUGAAGAUCAGUCUUUAUCAAUUACUAUAAUUUGCGUGAUUAGUUCUUACGGCUCGCUGAAUGUGUGACGGUGUGUCAAUCAACUUUCUCCCUCCGAGUCACGGAUGAUUGCCGAGCGAAGAGGGUGGAAAAUUUGUGUGUUCCUGACAUGAGUGAUUCUCCGCCAGCAACAGUAGGCCGUGAAAGGCAGCCGCCAAUAGAAAAUCGUGAAAAUAAAAGAAAUGUCAAUGGUGCCUAAGUAAGUGCUGUGUGAAAUCUGAUGUGCGGAACAAAGUAUACGGUUUGAUACAAUUGUGGGUUUGUGUCUGGAUGAGGCAGUGCUCCACCCAUCAAAUUAAGAAAAAUGUUCAAUUUGGCAGCGGUUCGUCGGGACAUUUGUCAGUGGCAAGAGCUGCAACAAUCAGCGGCCACAGCCAGUAGCAACAACGACGAGGACGAGGACGAAAGGGUCUAGAAUGAUUGGCGGGUUGGUCCGGGCAUUCCUCCUGCAGCAGCGGCCGAUCACAAACCGUUUCACUUUGAUGUCUGUGUGAUUUGCCGGUAGAGUGAGAGAAACAGUUGUGGUUUUUUUUGGUCCUAGUUGACACAUCAACCAAACGGGAUAUAGCUAGCUGAGAAAUAUCUCUUCGCACUCAAUCUUGCCAAUCAACACCAACCCUUUUCUGGUGUUUGUUUUUGCCCGUGGCAAUCGGACGGAAAACUUCGCUCGUGAAAACUAUUUCAGCCGGGCUACUAAUGCUGCUAGUGACAGAAGGAUUUCAUAAAUAGCACACACCGUCUACCGUUACAACUACUGCUGCACAAGACCGAAGAUCAAAUCGCAUCGCAGACUGACAGACUGGAUCGUAUUCUGUUAUGUACUGUAGAUCGGUCGGUGUGCCGAAAAUUUUAGCCAGUUCUCCGCAGAUUCGGUAUCGAUUCGGUACCGCCCGAAAGUACUGACUGGUACUGGUGAAAAGCUCAGCGAGGAAAAGGAUCGUUCACGUUUCACGACUGCAGGUGGUUCGAUCAGUCGUGCAGGAUCGAUCACAUUGCGUGCAACCCGCGCCUACUAUGUGUCGGAACGCGGCUCACUGUGCAGAGUCGUCUAGUUUGUUAUCGUAGUGUAGUGUAUAUGUGUGUAUAAGUGCUAAGGUCAGUAGGCUUAGUUGUACGUCAAGAGGGAAUUCUAGAGAAACCCUUGACAAUGGCGAAUCUGACCUUGAAAAAAAGGGAAAUAGUGCAAAACUUUGUUAAAGGGUAGAAGAAAAAAACGGAGAAACGAGUUCGGAAAAAAAUCAGGUUGUGAUAACGUCGGUUUCAUACGGUCGCCUCGUGGAUCCCGGAUAACUAGUGAUGAAUUCCCGGCAAAUGGCCUCAUGGAUGUGACGCGCGUGUGGACGUAAUAAGUGAAGCGUUGCAGAAAAUUUUCAAAUGAUUCGUAAUUGGAUUAGAGAAUUGUGUACAGCCAGAAAUAAUCGGCCAUCGGAAUAGUGUGGGAAAGUGGAAAAUUAGUGAAGCGUAAAAAUAAUCAUGUGGAAAAGUAAGUUCACGUUCAGGGAUAUUUAUGACGGUACAGUAGAAGCAUGAGGAGAACUAAUCGAGGCAACAUUGUAAACAAAUCAUUCGUGUACCCUCGGUAGUGUUGUUCGAAGAGUUUUUGACCUUUUGCUUGCGGUUUGAGAGAUUGAAUGCAUGAAAAUAUUUGUACAUAGUAAUGUUAAGAUUCAUUCACAUUUGCAUCAUCAUUAACAUUUGUUGACCGCACUAGCCCUCCUGUGCUGUAGAGUUGGCUACCCGGCUGGCACCCAAUUGGAACAAAAUCAACCGCUCAUCUCGUCACAGAGAAAUGCGACAAAAUUCACACCUCGCUAAUGAAAAUGUGCUAUUAGCGCCGUAUUGAUUGUGUAGGAAGCUAAAACGUCAAAUAGUUCUGAUCCUUCCGAUCCCGUAAGAGCUAACUCGUGAAAACCGCAUCAAUUCGUGGCCUCGUGAAGAUAUUCUAAAUUUGUCCUAAAUAAUCGUAAAUUAGUUGAAUUAAUGUCCUAGCGUUUUAGAUUACGAAUGCAUUAGAAUCUUUUCCCGACAAGAUUUACGUUUAUCUCACAAAAGGGAAGAAAAGCAACUCCGAAAGCAAUCAUCCGGUGGACUGAAUCAUUUGUAAAAGUAACUAGCAGUAGUUGUAGUAGGAGAUAAUUUAGCCAGCAGCACAGCACCUACUACUAGAUCAGCAAAUCAAAAUGCCGAAAAAUUUACGACCCCCGACGUCGUCCGGCAACGCCUACGGACGGAUUGGCCUUGUUCCGGAAUCGGACGAUUCGCUGCACAGUCAGGACGUCGACUCUCAGGUGACGGAGGCAUCGCUCGAGAUAUGGCGCACACUACCGGCGGCCAUCCGGCAGGACCCGAGUCUGGCCUCAUUCCGGCAGGAGCACGAGCGGUUACAUGGUCCCGAUGACGAUCCGUUGCCGAACGAGGACGACCCGGCGGAAGACGGUGACAACCACAGUAAGGAGUUCAUCACAAUAAAAGUCACAAAUGCCGCCGAUUCGAGCGUGGACGGAACCGAUGCUGAGAGUGGCAAACUAACGGCGGGAGCGGUGACUCCCCGCGCUAGCGAUAAACAUCAAAAUGGUCCCAACACGACGACAACCAAUGGCGAGGGGGAUGAACACGAAGUCACACUGCACGGCGUCCACAAUCAGUCGCAUCCGCCGCAAGGAAAAAUCUUCGGCUAUGUUAAGAUCAGUUGCCUGCUGGUGGUGUGGCUUAUUUUCACCGGUUUCCUUAUGUCUAAGAACGAGAAAGAGCUGGAAUCGCGACAAAUGUCCGUGCCAGAGGGAAACGUCAGAACUUACAUACUACCGGACACACCCCCCGGAUCGAGGAUAGGGAUCUACCUGAAAGGUGCCUUUUUGAAUGACCAACAGCAUAAUAUGACAAGCAACUACGUUUCGGUUAACUUACAACUGCUCUACACCAGCAGUAAUGGUUCAAAUUUAACCUACAUACAGGAACAUGACGUGAAACACAUCGAAAAUGUGACAGACGCCUGGUUAGUGCCGAUCCCAGCUAAUACCGAAAUGAUCGACCGGCAGGACGAGAUCACUCGAAAACACGUGUUCGACAUUGGCACUGCAAGUCACCGAAAGGUUCUCAAUGGGAAGGCAAUGCUGCGCGUUCGAUUAACGACCAACGCGGACACCGAUGUUCCGUUCAAGUUCACCUACGAUCCGACACCGAUCGAUAAAGAGAUGGGUGUAAUUUACGCAGCGGUUGUUCUGCUAGGUCUUUACGUUCUGAUUAUUUGGGAGAUCGUAAACCGCACGUUUGCGGCGAUCAUUGCCUCUACUCUGGCGAUCGGUGUUCUAGCCGCUAUGGACGAGAGACCCAGUAUGCCGAAGUUGAUCUCGUGGAUUGACGUUGAAACGCUUCUGCUGCUUUUCGGUAUGAUGAUCAUGGUGGCGAUUCUUUCGGAAACCGGUAUCUUUGACUUCCUGGCUGUUUACGCGUAUCAGGUAACCAAUGGAAAAGUUUGGCCACUGAUCAACUGUUUGUGCGUAUUUACGGCCGUUUUAUCGUCGUUUCUGGACAACGUGACGACCGUGUUGCUCAUGACGCCGGUUACGAUACGACUGUGUGAAGUGAUGGGACUGAAUCCGGUUCCGGUGCUGAUGUCGAUGGUGAUCUACUCGAACGUCGGCGGUACGCUGACACCGGUCGGCGAUCCGCCGAAUGUGAUCAUCGCCUCGAACAGUUACAUUUCGAAGAGUGGAGUUAAUUUCGCCACAUUCACACUGCACAUGGCAAUCCCGAUAGCGAUCAUAAUGGUCACGACCUAUUUCCAGCUGCGAAUGAAAUUCCGGAACAUUAACGAUCUACGAUUCAGUGAACCCCAGGAUGUUCAGGAGAUUCGACACGAGAUUGCUGUGUGGCAGCGUGCAGCCGCAUCGCUAUCGUCCUAUUCGAAGGAUGAAGAUUUGGUUCGAGAAACACUGCUCAAAAAGGUUAACCGGUUGUCGCGAGCGCUCAAGAAGAAGUUGGUCAGUGGUUCUGUCCCGGUGGAAAGUUACAAAGCAACGCUGGAAGAACUGAAGGGAAAGUAUCCAAUCAGGAACAGAGCGCUGCUGGUGAAGUCCGCUUUAACCCUCGCCUUUGUGAUCACGUUCUUCUUCCUGCAUUCGGCUCCAGAUAUUCAGAAGCUUUCGCUCGGCUGGACCGCGCUUCUGGGAGCCAUACUUCUGCUGAUUCUUGCUGACAGGGAAGACAUUGAAUCGGUGAUUGCCCGCGUCGAGUGGUCCACCCUGCUCUUCUUCGCUGCCUUAUUUAUCCUGAUGGAAGCCCUUGCCGAACUCGGCCUGAUCGACUGGAUCGGAAAGCAGACGGUGAAUGUAAUUUUAUCCGUAUCGGAGGAAUCUCGAUUAGCUGUUGCCAUAUUAAUUAUUCUCUGGGUAUCUGCCUUUGCAUCCGCCUUCGUCGACAAUAUCCCGCUAACAACGAUGAUGGUGAAAAUUGCCAUCGGCCUGGCCGAAAAUGAAGCUCUUGAUCUGCCCCUGAUUCCUCUUGUGUGGGCACUUGCCCUAGGAGCUUGUUUAGGAGGUAACGGUACAUUAAUUGGUGCCUCCGCUAACGUAGUAUGCGCUGGUGUUGCUGAGCAACAUGGCUAUAGGUUUACCUUUAUAGAAUAUUUCAAGGUCGGUUUCCCGGUGAUGGUAGGCAGCAUAAUCGUGUCUACCAUCUAUCUAAUGUUUGCCCACGUGGUCUUUACCUGGCACUGAUGAUCCGUAAUGCCGUGAUCCAGCAGACACCCAAAGAUCGUCGAUGGCCGCCAUAUUCGGAACGGCUGAAUAGAUUGGCUAUCCACGACCCCUACGAUCUGUCUGAACGCGCCUUUCCUUCGACCCACGGUCGGAUCAGACGCAAGCGAACAAACAAAAGAUGUGAUAUCCUUCCGAAAUCCCAAUCAACUGUAGAAUUACUAUUGUUUAUGACUAGUAUCAGCUGAAGUAGUGAUAGGAAGAAAAUAAAACAAAACGAAUACCAAUUAUCUAGUUAGAACAAGCGAAAAAGAAAAAAAAAUAUCGAGCCACGUGAGCGAGCCCCGACUUGGAGAACCAAUCGUCAAUUUCACCCAUAAACGUAACAACCUUUUUCAGAAGUCAUCGUUGGCAGCUACUAUAAGAGAACAAGAUAUUCAAAUAGCACACUGAAUAUCAUAGUAGGCUUAUCGAGCAGCUCUAUAUGAAUGAAAUGAACCAGGAAGGAAUUAUCUCCAUAGCACGCAAAUUUACAUCUUUCCACUGCCUGCUUCGAUCAGCUCCAUAUUCAAAUUUAUUUCUCUAUAUCUUUAACGUAUGUCUUUAACUUAUUUCUUGUUUAUGUAUGAUUUGUAAUGUAAAUUUACAAAGAAAAUCUUGUUGACAAUAGUUACGUAGUUACUCCUCAUUAAUAAACAUACUUUGUUUUAGUUAGUUCAAAAUAGAUAAAGAGAAAUUAGUAGACUUUAGAGCCAAGUUGUAAAAAGUAAAGUUAAUUGUAAUUAAAAAAAGACAUUCCAUUGAACCUACACCAAAAAUUAACCAAUAACUGAGAAGAGGUAAAUAGAAAUGUCUAAUACAAUCGAAUAAUGUGACUAGCAGAAAAGAGACACAAGUAUAUGAUUAGUGAAGGAAGUAUAUUUUUUAUGAAAUAAAUUUACUGUUAUCAAAGGUUUAUCACUACACUACAAAGAAAAAGUCGUCUGAAAUUUAGGUAAAUUGAGUUUUACUCGAAAAGAAUAAAAUUUCAUCACUAAUUCAGCAAACAAUUAGUGUUAGUUGCAUACAUAUGAAUGGAAAAUAGUUCACUGUAAAUGCUCCGAUACAUGUUUUUCUGAACUAUUUGAAAAAAAAAAUCUAGCUGAAUUUAAUUAUGAUCAGGUUACUAAACUCAUUUCGAAUCCAAGGCAGCCAGCAGCAAUAUACGUAGGACGGAAACUGAAUCAACAUGUGCAGGCAGAAUCCAGCCGAAGGUCAGUGACUGAUUAAUCUCUUGGGUUUGCUGGGUCUUACAACUUUCUCGAACUAGAACUCUCGAAUUAGAUGGUCAAGAUUUGUUGCAUUUCUUGUUGCUAUUUGGCGAUGGACGAUAGCUCUUAAUUGGCUGUAAGCGGAUAUUACUAAUGCGAGAGGUUAAACCAGAAAAAAAACAGCGGAACCGGCAAUGGAGUUUGCCGAGGCGAGGUUUGUAAAAAGAGAGAAAUUUAUAGUAAAAUUAAAGCAAAAAUACAUAAGAAAAAGUUUGGACUGUCAAA